GGCUGUGUAAACUCAGGAUUUGAGACUUGAACCACGAUUAGGGCCAUGAUUUUUGGUCGUUUUUUUGGAGGGGGCACUUAGCUUUUACCGUUAUUUCCAGCAUGAUCCACUAGGUUUGCUGCAGGUUUAAAAAAAAUCCUAGGAAAUAUUUUACAGAAAUCCAUUGCUUAUUUUUAUUUAGAAGAAGAAAACAUUCAUUCCCACAAAAAAAUUAAAAGAUGUAAGUGAAUUUAUGUCCAUCAUCCCCCGAUUCAGAAUAUAUCAUUUUCAUAGUCAUGGCAUGCGUUGUGUAAGCAUAAUAUAUCAUUUGUAUUAUAAAAAAUACAGAUACAGAAUAUGCCUUCUUCAUAGUCAUGGAAUGCUUGGUUCAAUAGCUAUCGAUGAGAAAACGGAAUAUCCACGGAAUAUCUGAUAUAAAACUAAUUUUACCUCUGUGGCCUACCGGACCUUUUAGAAUAGAGAUACACACAUUUUCUUAUCAGGGAGAAAAGGAACAUAAUCACGUCUGUGCCAUGACCUGUCUGUAAACUAUUGGAGUUAUAAACAGGUCCCAAUACAGACCUGUAUGAUUAGGCAUUUGAACAUUUUGCACCUGGAACUAAUCACAACUAUGUAUUUCCCACCAAAACUAAAUUGUGUGGUUUGAUUAACCCUCCAUCUCCAAAAAUGCAUUGCUGACAGGCCUACAUAAAUGUACUGUAAGAUAAUGUUGCUGAUAGUGAGACUAUCGGGUGAUGUCUAAUGAAACAUAUUGAACCCACAGAAAGACUUAUGUUGCACACAGUGUCUAGGCCUACUUUGUAAAAAAGUCUACCAAGUGUUUUGCUUGCCUAGAGGCCUAACACUACUGUUAGAACAUGAGCUAUUUUAGGCUCCGUCAUGCAAUUGGUUGAAUUCAAUACAGGGUUGGGUUGCCUCUUCUCUGGACAUUAUCAGCGCAGCAGACAAACUUUACCAGCUGCCUAGGAGCAAGAGGGCCCCAAUGUAUGAGAGAAGUUUGAGUAAAAUAUAGUGUGUAAUCUUUUUUGACCAUUAUCAUUACUUUACCCGUGGAGGAAGAUAUAGGGUACAUUUGAGACCAUAAUAAGUGAGAAGUCCAUACAGGGCGUCAAAGGUUUGCCCGCUGCGUGCGACACAGGAAUAAUGGACAUCGCAACCACUGCAGAUGCAGCCACUGCCAAACCUGAACCCACUGCUAUGGAGGAGUCAGAUCCGCAAGAGGCGCAAGAGCCCCGCACAUCGGAGAAGAUUGACUUGUCACUAGAUGACAUCAUCAAACUGAACAAAAAAGAGAACAAGGCCAAUAAGGCUGCCAACAAGGCUCGGGACCGACGCACCACAAGCAAAAACACUGUCCUCAAGAAACUGGACAGGGCAGGACAACAGCAGACAUUUCCUUUCAGACGUGGUCCUUAUCAAUUCCAGCAAGGACCCUACAAAUCGCGUUACAUGGGACCCCCCAUUCCUGGCUAUUACAGAGUAAAGCCAUAUCUCAGAAAGACUCCUUUUGGAGCACAUCACCUCAAAGGUGUGAGCCCUUUAAAAAGACCUCCUUUGAACACAAAGGAAGGAGCACAGUUCGGAAAACGUAAACCGUUGUUCAAGGGUGCGUUUUAUCAACCAUACAGAGGUCCCCCAGGGGCUUUGAGAAGGCCUCCUCCCCAAUUCAGAGGGCAGAAGAAGCCACCAUUCCAGCCCAAACAGAGACAGGGCGGUGUGAAGCCAUUCAUCCUAAACAGAGGGUUUCCUGCAGCAAAUGGAAAAAUUGAUAAGUACCAAAAGGUUAGAAGCUGGAAAAAGGCGCCCUCCGGUGUUUCUACCUUGACGGUGUCACUUCCCAACUCCAAAGCCAACUCAGAGCCCGCGGCCAAGGCUAAGCAGGCCACAGUGCUGGACCGAUCCAGUCCAUCAGGGGUGUCCCCCCAGCCCAAAGGCAUCCCUCUCAGAUUUAACUUCAAGGCCACUAUAAAUCAGACGGGAGUGACCCUCAAUGACCGCUUCACUGGUAUGAGGAUCUGGGCAGGCCUAGGACAGGGUCCACAGAGGGGCAGUGACAGGGGAAGAGGCAGAGGCCGGACUGUCAUCCUACAGUGAUCAUUGUUGAGGACCUGUGCUGUCUGUAGCCUAUAUAAAAACCAUCUCAUUAAUCCCCCUGUUAACCCUUCCAAUAUGCUCACAUUUUGAAGACACUUUAUAUUGAUAUUUAUUUUAGUAUGUAUGGCACGCAUUUAGUUACUUCUGGUUUCCAAAAUGUUUGGACCUCGGAAAAAGUCUAGACAUUCAAUGAAUUAAAUGACAAGUGAUAAAGAGCUGAAGUGACAGGCUACACAGAUUUAUAUACUCUUCAUAUAGACGGUAGAAACACAUUUAUUUUGGGAACCAUCAUGUGAAGUUAGGACAGUGAUCUCAGCCUGUUACCCAAAGUAUUUUUAGCUCUUGUUAAUGGGGUUGGCAUGUACAGUGCCUUCGGAAAGUAUUCAGACCCCUUGACUUUUCCCACAUUUUGUUAGGUUAUACAGCCUUAUUCUAAAAUUGAUAACAAACAAAACAAUCCUCAUUGAUCUACACACAAUAUCCCAUAAUGACAAAGCAAAAACUGUUUAGAAUUGUUUGCUAAUUUAUAAAAAAAAAUAAAAAAUGGAAAUAUCAUUUACAUAAGUAUUCCGAACUUUUCUCAGUACUUUGUUGAAGCACCUUUGGCAGCGAUUACAGCCUCGAGUCUUCUUGGGUAUGACACUACAAGCUUGGCACACAUGUAUUUGGGGAGUUUAUCACCAUUCUUCUCUGAAGAUCCUCUCAAACUCUGUCAGGUUGGAUGGAGUGUGUUGUUGCACAGCUAUUUUCAGGUCUCUCCAGACAUGUUCGAUCGGAUUCAAGUCCGGGCUCUGGCUGGGCCACUCAAGGACAUUCAGAGACUUGUCCCGAAGCCACACCUGCAUUGUCCUGGCUGUGUGCCAAGGGUCAUUGUCCUGUUGGAAGGUCAACCUCACCCCAGUCUGAGGUCCUGAGCACUCUGUAGCAGGUUUUCAUCAAGGAUCUCGCUGUACUUUGCUCCGUUGAUCUUUGCCUCAAUCCUGACUAGUCUCCCAGUCCCUGCUGCUGAAAAUCAUCUCAACAGCAUGAUACUGCCACCACCAUGCUUCACCGUAAGGAUGGUGCCAGGUUUCCUUCAGAUGUGACACUUGGCAAUCAGGUCAAAUAGUUCAAUAUUGGUUUCACCAGACCCGAGAAUCUUGUUUCUCAUGGUCUGAGAGUCUUUAGGUGCCUUUUGGCAAACUCCAAGCGGGCUGUCGUGUGCCUUUUACUGAGGAGUGGCUUCCAUCUGGCCACUCUACCAUAAAAGCCUAAUUGGUGGAGCGCUGCAGAGAUGGUUGUUCUUCUGGAAGGUUUUCCCAUCUCCACAGAGGAACUCUAGAGCUCUGUCAGAGUGACCAUCGGGUCUUGGUUACCUCCCUGACCAAGUCGUUUCUCCCCUGAUUGCUCAGUUUGUUCAGGAAGCCAGCUCUAGGAAGAGUCUUGGAGGUUCCAAACUUAUUCCAUUUAAGAAUGAUGGAGGCCACUGUCUUCUUGUGGAUCUUCAAUGCUGGUACCCUGUGACUCGGCACAAUCCUGUCUCUGAGCUCUACCGACAAUUCCUUCGACCUCAUGGCUUGGUUUUUGCUCUGACAUACACUGUCAACUGUGGGACCUUAUAUAGACAGGUGUGUGCCUUUCCAAAUCAUGUCCAAUCAAUUGAAUUUACCACAGGUGAACUCCAAUUAACUUGCAGAAACAUCUCAAGGAUGAUCAAUGGAAACAGGAUGCACCUCAUCUAAAUUUCAAGUCUCAUAACAAAGGGUCUGAAUACUUAUGUAAAUAAGGUAUUUCUUAUUUUUUAAAUAUAUUUUCAAAGAUUUCUAAAAACCUGUUUUCGCUUUGUCCUUAUGGGGUAUUGUGUGUAGAUUGCUGAGGAAUUGUUUUUAUUUAAUCCAUUUUAGAAUAAGGCUGUAAUGUAACAAAAUGAGGAAAAAGUCAAGGGGUUUGAAUACUUACCGAAGGCACUGUAUACGGAGGCCAUUUUACAUUAUGUUUACAGCAGUGCCUCUGGAAAUGUACUGAUAAAAUGUCAAACAUUAAUUUGAAUGAGACUAUGCAGUUGUAUGAAAUCAUGAGCAACUUGUGUAUUUCGAUUUCCUUGAUUACUCACUAUCGUUCAGUUGGUCACAUGAGUUGUAAAUUCACUUCGAAAUAUAGCAAUUUAUUUAAAAACUUAA
Messenger RNA from Oncorhynchus nerka (sockeye salmon), 4253 nucleotides. RefSeq names its product UAP56-interacting factor-like. The transcript is spliced from 9 exons. Bases 1144 to 2094 code for a protein of 316 amino acids. NCBI's taxonomy places the organism in Eukaryota, Metazoa, Chordata, Actinopteri, Salmoniformes, Salmonidae. Gene Ontology annotation, molecular function: mRNA binding. Gene Ontology annotation, biological process: mRNA export from nucleus. The record is from RefSeq and is a predicted model, not a curated record.